Molecule: messenger RNA, 372 nt
Organism: Rhizophagus irregularis DAOM 181602=DAOM 197198
Lineage: Eukaryota; Fungi; Glomeromycota; Glomeromycetes; Glomerales; Glomeraceae
Source: RefSeq, a predicted model, not a curated record
AUGUGGCUGAAACUUGCCAAGCAAAUGAAAAUCGAGACGGUAAAUCGUUAUCGCUUGAAGCUGGCAAUUUUAAGAGCUAAAAAGUAUGAUAAUAGAAAUUUCAUUACAUGUCAAACUCAAGAUCAAUAUGGUAUUAGAAAAACCGGGAAAGAUCUUGGCGUUGUAACGCAAAAUUGUUCUAAUAAGGUUAAGCCGUCUGCACUGAAAAAAAAAAAAAUCGAAGAAAGUCCCCAAACUUCAACAUCAUCUGAUGAUCUUGAAAAAGAAAAACAAAUGAUUUCUUUGAGAGAGAAAAUUAGAACUUUGAGAAGGAAAGGCAUCUAUUUACCUUUUAACAAAAGCUUUGAUAAUUGUUUAGCAAUAGACACUUAA